CCCUGCCAUGGCAUCAUUUGACCCGCCCCCGGAGACCCAAAUACUACAUCGCAAUGCGCACAUCUUUGCAGGGAAUGGAGAUUACCUAGGAGGUCUCUCCGUCAACGACCCGCCUCAAGUCUCCAACGCAGCCUUGUACAGAAUAUGCACCCACUUCAUCAACUUGCCGCCCUCAGCCCAACCAAACAAAUGGAGCAUCCACCGCAUCACCGCUUCAAAUGAAUUCGAUCCAGCCCCAAUCCCAAGAGCCUCAUCAUCCCCGUUCCAACAAGGCCGCUACGCCAUCCUCUCGCCAUCCGCACAACUGAUCCCCCUAAGCAUCAGCACCGAACCAGCCCUGCACCGCCUCCAAACCCCCGAACCCCCCGCACCCCGAGGCCCCGACGACCCCUACAUCCCAGACGUCAGACCCUCCGACCCAGAAUACCCGCGGAACAAGCUGCACUUCGAAGAACGGCUCAUCGCCCGAGAUAGAGUGUGCGCAAUCACCGGGGAACGCGAGCUACCAGGAGAACGGCUGUUUCAGCUCAAGGCCACGCACAUCUUCCCGCUCUCGAUGCGCGAGUCGUGUGUGCGGAAUGGGUACGACGCGUCGUGGAUUCGCGAGGAUCCGGACGACUACGAUGCGGAGGGGAAGAGCCUUGCGGAACCGGAUAAGCUCUUCUCGCCGCAGAAUGGGCUCCUGCUUGAUGUGGCGGCGAAGCUGGACUGGGAUGUGUUUCGGGUGACGGUUGAUCCGGAUAAUGGGUACCGAUCCGUGACCUUCUGCAGAGACAAGAGGGACUAUGGAGGCAAACCGCUGAAUCCGACAGCAAUGGACGAGACGCGACUGGACAGGGUCAGUGACGAGUGCUUGCGGUGGCACUUCCACCAGUCGAUCCUCACCGUUGUUCGGGGUCUCAGUGAACUGAUGUGGGAUCAAGACGUCAUGUACGAGAAUGCCUACGAGACUGGCGAGUAUGACGAGGACGACCUGAUCAAGGAGCGAGAGAGUAUGAAGCAGCGUUUGGAGUGGGAGUUUGGGGUUGAUUGAGCUGUGUUUCAUGUGGGUGGUUACAUUGUUGCGAAGAUACAAUCCAGGGUAACACCACAUUAGAAGCUGUUCUGUCUUGUUGUUAUUGACUAUUGUUUAGAUUGUGUUUGUUGUUUCCGCAUCCUCAAUAAGGGUGUAUACCACAAUAAUAGGACCACUUUAUAUGCUGU
Messenger RNA from Aspergillus calidoustus, 1203 nucleotides. NCBI's taxonomy places the organism in Eukaryota, Fungi, Ascomycota, Eurotiomycetes, Eurotiales, Aspergillaceae. The record is from the annotation of a GenBank genome assembly.